UCGCUCGUUGAUCCAUAUACAGUUAUUCCUUGUUUGUAAUGGUAGAUUGUAGGCAUUUUCUUCAGAUGUUUAUUUUCCGUUAGGACGGACGUGACUAGUAUUGAAAGAAACUGCACCUAUGUCUGUCUCUGUUGUGAACUCUUACAUAAAAUUUCUUCAGUUUGCACCACUUGGACUCCUGGUACCAUGCGUCAAGGCGGCUGCAGUUAAUUUGGAGCUUGUUCGACACCGUGGUAAUAAACACUGGAAUCCAAAGUUCAAAUGGCUUCGAAUGAAGAAGGUUAUAAAGGUCAAACUACCAGACUUUGAAGACACAAAAAGUGAGGCUGAUAUGACACCCGAAGAAAUUCGAUCAAAGUUGAAGGAGAGGGGAAUGCAGCCUCCCAGACCAUGGAUAGAACGUCCAUUUUACAUCAGUUCGACAGGUGGAGUGUUUGAACCAUACGUACCACCUGAAGGAGAUGGAAAAAUAUCUCCUAUAACUGUACAUGGAGCUAAGCAGAAAGUGGAAUUUUUAGAAAAGAAAAGUAAAUCCAUGUUGGCUGUACGUAAAAUUCGCAGUUAUGAGGAGGAUUUUGAAGUCAGUGAUUUUGUUCAACAAGCACAAGAUAUAUACAUAAAUGCACACACCUUAAUGGCAAGCAAAGAUGAAACUAAAAUUCAGGAGUUUGUGACAGAACGAGCAUAUCCUGAAAUACGCCAUAAUACUAUCGAUAAGACGAUUCACUGGAAAUUUGUCAAGUCAUUAGAGCCCCCACGUCUAGUUCACGCACGAUGCACUGAUAUCAUCACAAAGGAGAAUAUCUUUGGUCAAGUAACAGUGAGGUUUCACACACAACAGAUUCUUGCAAUCUAUGACCGCUUUGGGCGACUCAUGCACGGCAGCGAGAUACUUGCCAAAGAUGUAUUGGAAUAUGUUGUAUUUGAAAAACAUCUCUCUAAUGAAUAUGGUCUCUGGCGUUUGCAUGAAAAAAUCGUGCCAAACUGGAUGCCUCCAAAGGAACCAGUAACAAAGACUUUCAGGCUUGUUAAGAAGGAAACCCCUGAGGAGAGCUCAGAGACCAAAGAAGUACAGAGGACUUCAAGUGAAACAGAAGUUGGUCAACCACAAGCUGCACCAGUUUGAGUAAUCAUGUAGUUUGGGAUUAGACAUUAGUGAUCUGAUGCUGUUACUUUGAAAAAGAUCAGCUUUAUAGUGUUAGCAAUGCUGUUUGUGUGUUCCUGCCAGUGGUUUUGAAAGGGAAAGUUUUUGUGAAUGUGGUAGGCAGCAUGGCAGUAAUGCUAAAUUCUGAGGAUGCUUAUAGUGGAAAGAAAAAAUAUAACCAGACCACACAUAUGCUUUAUGUACCGUUUUUUAUAAUGAGAGAUUAUAACUGUAAAAAUGUUGUAUGAAAUAUUGUUUGGGUGUUGGAAUGUACCAAGUUGAUUGUGCAACUCUCACAAGUUGUUUUCAAAAUUAACAGAACUCAUUAUUUCCUGAACACCAAGAAAAGAUUUUCAGAAUCAAUCAGACUUUCAUUUCACAAUGAGACUUCAGAAUCGGGGGGGGGGGGGACUCUUACAGCAUGAUUGAGUCAGAUGACUGCAUUUCACAUGCACAAAGAAUGCAAACAUCAAAUAUUGGUGUGUAUAGCAAAGGGGUAAAGGUGCUUAUGCUGUACCUAAAAUUUUAUAAUUCCUUUUGCUUGAAAAUUUGUUUCCAGGUGUUGUGGAAUGUAACAUGUUGAAUAUUUGUCAAACGUCAAGUUGAUUCAAUAAAUAUUCCUGUUGGUCUACCAUGA
Zootermopsis nevadensis is the source of this 1781-nucleotide messenger RNA. NCBI's taxonomy places the organism in Eukaryota, Metazoa, Arthropoda, Insecta, Blattodea, Termopsidae. The record is from RefSeq and is a predicted model, not a curated record.